AUGCAGAAUAGUGCCGGUAAAUCUGGCACGGGCCAGUUUGGUGGCUCUCAUACCAACGGCCUCGAGGAUCACCUGCGAAACAUGAUUCUCACAAAUAGUACGCCGGCAACCGGCCUGGCUGAGGUUCCAAAUGCCCCGCAUACGAACACGCACUUUCCCGACGAUGGAAUCUCUAUGAACGGACCGAACGAUCAUCUCCACCCUCAAGGGGUUCUUCCGGGAGCCUCGGUUGGCAUCAAUGGCAAGCCACCACCUUCACCCAAAGUGGGCAGAAAGCGGCCGAACCAGGCGCAGAGACGCCAGAUGAAUGCUCAGUUGUCCAUUCCCAUUGAUCCUCGCCCCUCCCCGCCUACUGAGGCUGGACGACCAUACUCAGGCGGGCCCGAUCCCUCUUAUCAUCACGGGCAUCCUAAAUUCCAGCCUCCUCGAGGAGGAAGGGUUCAUCAUCACCCAGGACAGCACCAUGGUCCGGCCCACCUCGCAGGCGCCAUGUCACCUCACUCCCCCAGACAGAACGGACAUCAACAUCUCGCCAGCUCGGACCGAUACCAGCACGACCAGCACGCCAGUGGUCGACAAGAGCAUGGCUCACCGCGCUUUCCUCGGAACAACCAUGGCCAGCUCUAUAGCCCCCGUGGUCAACAUCACCCAGUCCGACCCGAGGAGCUGGAGAACCAGGCCUCCUACCUGGAGAGCCUCUGCAACACUCUCGUUGCUGGCGCAGAAAUUGAAAGGGGAGAAAUCGCUGAGAAAGAAGCCUUCCGGGUCAAGAUUGAACAAGCAUGUCGGGCCGCAGUAGCCGAGUACGAGGCAACACAGAAUGGCUUAGAGAACUUUCCCCCGCCGUCUGUGCAACUCAAGUGCUUCGGCAGCCUGUCCUCUGGGUUCGCGACGAAAGCGUCAGACAUGGAUCUUGGUCUGGUAUCACCCCUCUCUAUACCUCAACCGGAUGCUGUGGGGUCUGCAAUCCCCAGGCUCAUCGAGAAGGCUUUCCUCGAAAUGGGCCUCGGCGCACGGCUCCUGACCCGCACGAGAGUACCGAUCAUCAAGCUCUGUCAGAACCCUCCCGCAAAGUUGCUCAAGGACCUGCUAGAGGAGCGUGAAAAGUGGGAAAAGGGCAUCGUGGAUACCGACCAUGCAGAUGCCGCAGACGAAGACGAGACGGCAGACGCUCACGCCAGAGAAGCGACGGACGAGUCGAUAGACGAUGCGAUCAACCAGACGCCAGACGUUUCGUCUCCCACAGGCUCCAACUCGAAUGGGCCCAGAGUGCCCGCGAUUCGCCAGCCUGACAACCAGUCUCUGUCCGCUUACUAUAAUGUGGCGAAGCGGACUCUGAGAAGACUGGGAGGCCGGGAUGUUACUCUCUCCAACUGUCGAGAGCUGGUAGAAGAGGACUACGACCUCCUGAAUAGGGUUUGCGAGUCGUUCCUCAAGGGCCUCCGCGACCCGGAGCUGAGAAAAAGACUGUCAAACUACGCGUCUUUGUCUUUUAGGACAGUUCCCAAUGUACCCAACUACCGCUCACUGGCCGGUGUCUACGCUCAGAUGGAGGGCGAGAAGAUCGUCAUGCUCUGCGAGGCAGACGCCGCCAUCGGAAGUGCAGACGACACUGAAGACGCAGCUCGGAAUCUCAUCGCCUCGUGGAAGACCCUCCAGAACCAGCCGCACUUUGGCAUCGAGCCCCUCACGUACAGCAAGCACCUGCAGCUGCACCUGGAGAAGCUCAAGAAGCUCCCAACCGCGCAGCUACUGACCCUUGAACAGAGCCAGCACGAAGCAGCUACAGGGUACCACGCGAGAACCCUCAAGAUCCUCGCGAAUCUCCGCCCCCGGAGCGACAACGAGGCAACGGCUGCGAAGCAGCUCAUCAUUGAUAGAUAUGCGGCCGGCAUCUGGCCGAGUACCACCCGCACCCAAGUACGCGAGUUCAUCGACACCGCCAAUGAACCGCUCAGCCUCCUCGCCGUCGCGCGCCGGCACAAGAGCCUGCAACUCGCCCUGGAGCUCGGAAAAGCCGUCGAGCACCAACUGUACGACCCGAGCCUCGAGAGCGACAUAAGAGAAUACAUCUCGAUCCUCCGGAGUCCUAUGCGGAAGAGUAACGUCCAAGACCCCCAGUAUGACUACGUCAUCCCCGUUACGAAAUACAACAUCGAAACCAUCAAGCGCAUGCGCGACCUCAAGGACCCCGCCAAGAUGGCCGUUAACCAACCCCGCGACCCCUACCGCGACAAGCUCGAAUUCCCGAAGAGCGGCGUCGGCGUCCAGUGUGACAUCAACUUCGCUGCCCACCUCGCACUGCACAACACCCUCCUCCUGCGCUGUUACUCCCACACCGAUCCGCGUGUUCGCCCGCUAGUCCUCUUCGUUAAGCAUUGGGCUAAAGUCCGCGGCGUCAACACGCCCUACCGCGGCACCCUCAGCAGCUACGGCUACGUCCUGAUGAUGCUGCACUACCUCGUCAACGUCGUCCAGCCCUUCGUCUGCCCCAACCUCCAAGCCCUCGGACCCCCGCCGCCGCCCGAGGGACUGUCGCCCACGGUACAGCUCGACGAGAGCAUCAUAUGCCGGGGCCGCUUCGUUGGCUUCUGGCGCGACGAGGCCGAGAUCCUACGCCUCGCCCAGAUGAACCAGCUCAACGGCAACCGCGACUCCGUUGGCCAGCUCCUGCGCGGCUUCUUCGAGUACUACGCCCAAAACGGCUCCAUGAGCACCUACCCCGGCAGAGGAUACGACUGGGGUCGCGACGUCCUCAGCAUUCGCUCCCCCGGCGGCCUGCUCUCCAAGACGGAAAAGGGCUGGACCGGCGCCAAGACGGUCAUCGAGUACCGCCCCAACGCCGCCACCAACUCCGUGAACUCCCCCAGCACCGACGGCCCUACCUCCGGCUCCGCGCCGCCGCACAUGGCCCUCAAGUCCCCCAUCGACCCGCCCACCCCGACGACGAUGACGACCACCGCCACCUCCACCGACAGCGGCGCCAUCACGGCGGCGGCGCAGAAGAACGGCGAAGUCAAGGAGGUCCGCCACCGCUACCUCUUUGCGAUCGAGGACCCCUUUGAGCUGGACCACAACGUCGCGCGUACGGUCACGCACAACGGCAUCGUCGCCAUCCGCGACGAGUUCCGCCGCGCGUGGCGCAUCAUCAAGGCUGCUGGCUGUGGAAACUUCGGCGAGGAGCUUCUCCAGGACGUUGCGGCGGUCAAGGAGGAGGGCGAGAAGAGUACGUAUCUGCAGCUGCUGGACGAGAUCCAUGGGUGGGAAUUGUUUGAGUAG
Colletotrichum orchidophilum is the source of this 3279-nucleotide messenger RNA. RefSeq lists its product as uncharacterized. Gene Ontology annotation, molecular function: RNA uridylyltransferase activity. Gene Ontology annotation, biological process: RNA 3'-end processing. Lineage: Eukaryota; Fungi; Ascomycota; Sordariomycetes; Glomerellales; Glomerellaceae. The transcript has a single exon. Bases 1 to 3279 code for a protein of 1092 amino acids. The record is from RefSeq and is a predicted model, not a curated record.